UGGAAAAGUCGCAAAGUAAAUCCAGUUUAUUCUUGAUCCUAGUUAUUUGGGGCAUUUAUCUGGGAGAUUCCAUGCCUCUGGAGAAAGUGGACUCUCAGGAGGCUUGUAAUAAGAAAUUCCAGAACCCCGAGGCACUGGGAAACUACACCGAAGGUGACAUGAUCCUUCCAAUAGGCUUCUGGAAUGCCCGCAAUGGCAUUUUGGAUCCUAAAUACCGCUGGACAAGAGGCGUAGUUCCCUACGUAAUCGAAAAACAAUUUUUAACGAACAAAGAGUUGGCAACAAUCUACAAUGCAUUUGAGGAAUACGAAAAAUGGACCUGCGUUCGUUUUAAGCUCAGAACCACCGAGGAAGAUUACAUAUCGAUUGUAAAAAGUAAUGAAGUAUGUUCUAGCUAUGUUGGGCGCAAGGGUGGCCGUCAGGAGGUAAAACUGAAGUCGGAGUGCCUGACUAAAAUCGGAACACCGAUCCACGAGCUGAUGCAUGCCUUGGGAUUCUUCCACGAGCAUAGUCGCCCCGACCGCGAUUUGUAUGUCAGAAUAAAUAGUGCUAUUGCUAAAGGCCUACCGUGGAAAAACUUUGAAAAGAUCGGUUUACCAUGGGCAACCACGUUCGGCGAGGAGUACGACUAUACCAGUGUAAUGCACUACGAUAGCUACACAUUGAUUGCAUUGCGCGAUACUUUCGAUGCCAAAAAGAUGGGUCAAAGAGACGGUUUUUCCCCCGCAGAUGUGCGCAAGAUCAACGCCAUGUACAAUUGCAAGGUUAAAUGAAAAUGACAUGCUCUUGAUUUGUUACUCAAAAAUUGUAUAUUCAUGUAUAACUGUAUGGAUCAUUUAAUGCUCUAAAUAAAAUUCAAAAUAUUACAAAUACA
Molecule: messenger RNA, 874 nt
Organism: Drosophila takahashii
Lineage: Eukaryota; Metazoa; Arthropoda; Insecta; Diptera; Drosophilidae
Product: zinc metalloproteinase nas-8-like
Biological process (GO): proteolysis
Molecular function (GO): metalloendopeptidase activity; zinc ion binding
Source: RefSeq, a predicted model, not a curated record